This is a messenger RNA of Echinops telfairi (small Madagascar hedgehog), 1694 nucleotides long. RefSeq names its product centromere protein N (gene CENPN). The transcript is spliced from 11 exons. The record is from RefSeq and is a predicted model, not a curated record. Gene Ontology annotation, biological process: chromosome segregation; CENP-A containing chromatin assembly. The coding region runs from base 61 to 1116 and encodes 351 amino acids. Lineage: Eukaryota; Metazoa; Chordata; Mammalia; Afrosoricida; Tenrecidae.
GAGGGCCUGUUGCUGAGGAAGCCACGCCAGAUGCAGGCUCCAGACCUGAACAGUUGAAGAAUGUCGUCUUCGGCGGGAGGCAAAAAAAAGCCUAAGGAGAUGGAUGAGACUGUUGCUGAGUUUGUCAAGAGGAUCUUCUUGAAAAUCCGAUUGGAUGAAAUGACGACAAUCCUAAAGACAUGGGACUUUCUGUCUGAGCAUCAACUGCAGACCGUGAACUUCCGGCAGAGAAAGGAAUCUCUUAUGCAGGACUUGCUUCUACUCUGUGAGGAGAAGUGUGCAAGCCUCGAGGACGCCGCCCUUCUGGACAUCAUCUAUCAUCAGGCACAUCGGCACCAGAGACUCUGGGACGUCUUUAAGAUGAGUAAAGAAGCAGGUGGUGAUGCUGACCUUUUCGACAUGGAAGAGUUCAAAAGUUCCUUUACGCAGAUUCUUCGGAGGGCGCUCAAGAACGUGAUAGUCAGCUUCAGAGAUGAGGAGAAUGCAGUAUGGAUUCGGAUUGCCUGGGGAACACAUCACAAGAAACCAAACCAGUACAAAGCUACUUACGUUGUGUAUUAUCCCCAGACUCCGUAUGUGUUCAUGUCCUUCUCCAGGCUGAAAAGCAAUUUCCCCCUUCUGGUUCAGGCGCUGACAAAGGCCACCAAGCACCAUCAGAUGGUGAAAAUGGACCUCAAGAGCCGGUACUUGGACUCUCUUAAGGCUAUUGUUUUCAAACAGUAUAAUCAGGUCUUUGAGACGCACAAUUCAGUUACACCGCUCCCGGAAACAAGCCUGUGGCUACCUAAGAACACGGAUUUAAGGAUCAUUCACGAAAACCAGCUGGAAAAAGAGAGAAUCCACAAAGUGACACGAGAAACGUUUGGAGACUACCCUCAGCCAAGACUGGAAAUUGCACAAUACCAGCUUGAGACGAAGUUCAAAGGGGACUUCAGCAGGAGCAUCUUGGCUGAGCGGGAAGAACCCCUUCGGUGCCUGGUCAAGUUCUCCAGUCCUCAUCUUCUGGAAGCGUUGAAAUCCUUAGCUCCCGCCGGUAUUGCAGACGCACCACUCUCUCCAUUGCUUACCUGCAUUCUCAGCAAGGAGAUGAAUUAUUUUAAAAUCAGAGAUAAGUGAGCUGGCUCUGGACUGCCUCUCCCAAGGCAUUGCAAGCCAGGGCCACCUGGGCCCCUUCCAUAUAGAAACUGUUUGAAAAACAAUUCCUUGGUCUCAAGAUUUUAAAAACUGUGCCUCUAUGUCUGUGUCGGGACUCAUUCUCCCCAAGGUAUCCCGAAGAAUACUGCAAAGGUGAGCAUUUGCGACUUGACCUUGCGGUGAGCUGAAAUCAAGCUGGUGUAGAACACUGGCUGCGACUCUUGGGUGGCAUCAGCUUGAGUGCCCUUUGCCUCGUCACAUCAUCUUGGGGAGAUCGGGUUCCGAAUGCUGCCUUCAGGAAACACCUUCUUCUCGGCUGAAGAUCACAGAAAGCAGUGCCAAGUGAACCAACCUCACGCGGACCGUCCAGGGGAAGCCUACAGUCAGUCCAUUCCGAGGGUCUGUUACACCAGCAUCGCAGGAGGCCGGCUGCCAAAAUGAUUCAGUGACAGGAAGCAGGUCUCCUGGUCACUGCACUUUUCAUUAUCAGGUCCAUUCCUUAGGUGGCAUUCAAAUGGGCUGAUGUUACAGUGAUAUGUGAAUAAAGAUGUGUAAAAGCC